AGUGAGAGGUGCACGCGCGAAUUUGAAGCGCAGCAGCGGUCCGAUCCCGUCCUCAAAGGGACGGUCCUCCGCCUGGUGCAGGACAGCGAGGUUCGCUGGGGCAGCACGCACGAGAUGGUCGCGGAAGCAUUGAGGCUCCGCCGAUCCCUCACUGCGCACUUCGCAGUGGAGCAGGUGUGCAAUGCAGUGGCGGUGGCAGCGCUGCUGAACGCCACCCUCGUGCUGCCCACGCUGCUGCUCAACAGAGUGUGGAACGACUCCAGCUCCUUCGCCGACAUCUUUGACGCCCCCUUCUUCAUCGCCCAUCUCGCCCCCUUCCUCCCCAUCAUUCCCAUUCUCCCCCCCAACUCUUUCCUCGUGCCGCCCAACUACUUCCCUGCGCCGCUCCUCGCCGUCCGCCUGCGCCGCCUCGCCCGCCUCUCAGGGCAUGUGGCUACUGGGCUGCUCACAGGGCGGCGACCGCUGCUGCCGCCCUACUUGCUGCUGCCACCCAAAAUCUCCCCCCCCCAGUGGGCGAGUGCGGACUAUUAUGUGACGCAUGUGGGGCCCGCACUGAGGGAAAUAGGAGCCGUGCGUCUGAACCCAUUUGCCAACCGCCUGUCCUCGCGGGGCCUGCCCCUGGCCGUGCAGCGCCUGCGCUGUCGCUGCAACUUCCACUCGCUGCGCUUCCUCCUGCCCAUCCGCGCUGCUGCCACUACCGCCCUGCACCGCCUCAAUGCCCAUGCUACUUCUGUCGUCAACCCUCACUCCACCUCUGCUGCUGGUGUCACAGCCAUGUCCCCCCACUCGCCACCUCUCCUGCGUCCACCUGCCCCCCUGCUGCCAUGGAUCCUCCCCCCGCCAUUAGCGCGUGCACGGGCGAGCGGCGUGUUUGUGGCGGUGCACGUGCGGUUUGAGCGCGACAUGCUGGCCUUCUCGCGCUGCUCCUUCUCGUCCUCACGCACCCUGCAGAGGGACCUCGAGCGGUACAGGGAGUUCGGGUGGAGCAAGUUCCAGCACAGAAGCGCCUGGUGGGGCCCACUCAUGCCGCUGCUGGGGGGAGGCACGCACGAGCAGGCAGAAGGGCAGGGGGAGAAGGCACAUGGGAGCACGGGGAGUUGGAGUAGCAGCAAUGACACUUUUAGCAGCAGUGGUGCGGAGGGGGCACAGGGUGUGGGCGAGUCAGCGAGGUCACUGAGAGAGGCGGGGCACUGCCCUCUCACGCCGCUGGAGGUGGCUCUGUUCAUGCGGGCAGCGGGCGUCCCCCCAUCCAUGCCGGUGUUUGUGGCGUCGGGUGCGCUGUACGGCCCGCCGCACCUCAUGGCCGCCUUCACCGCCCUCUACCCGCGCAUGCUCACCAAGGCGCACCUGCUCUCGCCACACGACCUGCGCCCCUUCCAGGGCCAUGCGUCGCAGCUGGCGGCCAUAGACUACCUGAUAGCGCUGCGUGCCCCACUGCUGGUGCUGUCGCACGGGUCCAACUUCGGGCACGUGCUCACGGGGCAGCGCCGCUACCUGCACGGCGGGCGCGCAGGCGUGCUUAAGCCCGACAAGCGCCGACUCGCCAAGCUCUACAGCCGCACAGACCUCAGCUGGCCGUCCUUCCAGACAUCGGUGCGCGCGCUGCUGAGGGUGGCGAGGGAGGCUGAGGAGAAGGUGGAGGGAGGGGGGCACACGGACGAGGAAGUUAGGAAGGAGAUAACUGGGAAGGGACGAGGGGCAAACACAACAGCGUGGGAGGUUGGAAUUGGGGGGAGCGUGGGAGGAACCCAAGGAUUGGGGAUGUACGAGGGUGGUCAGAAGCAAGAUAAGGCAAAGAGGAAGGGAAGAAUGGGCGGGGAGAAAGAAAAUGAUAUUUCACCUUACGUUGUUCCCCAGAAAUAUUGUAUGUGUUAGAAUUACGAGAGGAAAGUUGACUCAAGAUUACGAGAAAUCACAAGAAGGGGGAGGGGGAUACAAACAAGUACCAAAUCGGACCAAAUCGGUCUGAUGGUCUGAAAAUCAAACCAGUUUUUUUAU
Closterium sp. NIES-67 is the source of this 1998-nucleotide messenger RNA. The record is from the annotation of a GenBank genome assembly. NCBI's taxonomy places the organism in Eukaryota, Viridiplantae, Streptophyta, Zygnematophyceae, Desmidiales, Closteriaceae.